UGCUCGAGCCGCGAGUUCUGUAGUUCUGGUUCUAAAGUCAUGUGACCGCUCCAUUGUAAAACCUCAUGAGAAAACGGUUCACAUCAAGUACGACGCCAGUCAGUAGCUCAGAGACACUACCUCUCAAAAUGGGACUAAGGGACGAGCUCCUCAAGGCAAUAUGGCAUGCGUUCACAGCCCUGGAUGUGGAUAAAAGUGGGAAAGUGUCUAAGUCACAGCUGAAGGUGCUUUCCCAUAACCUGUGCACAGUGAUGAAGAUCCCUCAUGAUCCUGUAGCUCUAGAGGAACACUUUAGAGAUGACGAUGAAGGUCCUGUUUCCAAUCAGGGAUAUAUGCCUUACCUGAACAGGUUCAUUCUGGACAAGGUCCAGGAUAACUUUGACCGAAUAGAUUUUAACAGGAUGUGCUGGACUCUGUGUGCCAGAAAAAACCUCAACAGAAACCACCUCCUUAUCUCAGAUGAUGAUGCAUUUAAGAUCUGGUGCAUUUUUAACUUCCUCUCUGAGGAUAGAUAUCCACUGGUCAUGGUCUCAGAGGAGAUAGAGUACUUGCUUCGUAAGCUAACAGAAGCCAUGGGUGGCAGUUGGAUUGAGGAAAAGUUUGAAGAAUACAAGCUCCAGCUGAGCAGCAAGCACCAGUGUCUGAAUGUGUGGGAGGUGAUUGAGUUGGUGGGUAUGGGUCACUUCAGUAAGGGCAUGGACCGCCAGACCCUCUCCAUGGGCAUUAAUGAAGUGUUCCAGGAACUUAUUCUGGAUGUGCUCAAACAGGGUUACAUGAUGAAAAAAGGCCACAAAAGGAAGAACUGGACUGAACGGUGGUUCCUGUUGAAGCCCAACUUAAUAUCAUACUAUGUUAGUGAAGAUCUUACAGAGAAGAAAGGAGACAUACUACUAGAUGGAAACUGUUGUGUUGAGUCCUUACCUGAUAAGGAGGGGAAGAAGUGCCUUUUCUACGUCAAGUGUUCAGACAAAAGCUUUGAAAUCAGUGCCUCCGAUAAAAAGAAAAAACAAGAAUGGAUUCAAGCUAUUCAGACUUGUAUCACACUCCUGAAGGUGGGACGUCCAGCUCCACACCACGAGGCACGGCAGAAACGGCGAGAGUUACGACAGAAACAACAGGCUGAGCAGGAAGAACUGGAGCUGAGGAUGAGAGAGCUGCAGACGGCCAAUGAGAACAAACAGAGAGAGCUGGAGGCCAUGAGGAAGAAACUGGAGGAGGCCGCAGCCAAUGCAGCAGAAGAAGAACACAGACGUCUGCAGACCCAGAGCGAGCUGCAGGAUCUUUACCGGGUGGAAAUGGAGAAAGAGAAAAUGGUGCGGCAGCAAAUGGAGGAACAGGUGGCUCAAAAGUCCAGUGAGUUAGAGCAGUACCUGCAGCGCGUACGAGAGCUGGAGAACAUGUACCACCGUUUAGAAGAAGCACUGGAGGAAGAAAGACAGGCCAGACAAGAUGAGGAAACUGUCAGAAAACUACAGGCCAGGCUGCUGGAGGAGGAGGUAUCCAAGCGUGCAGAGCUGGAGCAGAUACACCUGUAUCAACAGCAGACCAUUUCCCAGACACAAGCGGAGAAACAGGAGCUGGAACGAGAGCGGCUGGCGAAGGAGAGCGCUUUGCAGUCUGCCAUGCAGCAGCUGCAGCAGCUGGAGGCUGACAGACGGGGUGCACUGGAGGAAUACGAGGAGGUGAUGAAGAAACUAGCAGAUGCUGCUAAUAACACAAAGAGCUGGAAGGACAAGGUGACUCAUCAUGAAGGACUCAUACGGCUCAUUCAGCCAGGUCCCAAGUACCCUCAGAAAAUCACAAACUGGGGACCUGCAGCUUUCACAGAGAAAGAACUGAGUCUGAGAGAGAAAGACUGGCAGGAAAAGAAAAACAGGCCUCCUACACCCCAGUAGUGUGUCCAGUCUGUAGAUCUGCUGUCCUGUUAAUACACGUUACUGUAGAUCAGGGGUGUCAAACUCAGUUCCUGGAGGGCAGGAGCCCUGCAGUUUAGAUGCAACCCUAAUUAAACACACCUGAUCCAGCUAAUCAAGUCCUUCAGGCUUAUUUGAAAGCUACAUGGUAUGAAUUUUGGAGCAGGGUUGGAACUAAACUCUGCAGUGCCCUCCAGGAACAGAGUUUGAUACCCCUGCUGUAGAUAGUCACUAGUGAAGUGUAUAUAUAUAUAUAUAUACUGCCUCUGUGGGAUUAGCCUCGGACCACACUAAAACUGUAGGCCACUUGACUUUACACAGUAAAGCUGAGCCUGGCCUCAUCUGAAGAAUUGUCUCACCAUUCCAAUAUCUACUAACAUUCCAGUGUCAUUUUGUCCUUUGAAGUGAUUUUAUACUUUUUUUUUUUUUUUUUUUUUUGUAUGAUGUUCUACAUCUUGUGAAUGUAUUCAUUUUGGUGCAUUUCCACCAAAGUAAUGGCAGAUUUUUCUUCCCUAUAGUUCAUGAGUUUUAAAAAAUAUUUUUUUUAAAGUAAAAAAAAUAGUGAAUAACAUAACUGACCAAGUAAAUAUUGUGGAAAAAAAAAAGUGUAAUUAUGCAUGCAUUGCAUUGUCAUCUCUAAUUUAGUUUUUAACAAGUAUCAAAAAUGUCAAUUUUACAAAUUUAAAUAGUAAUAAAGCAUGCAAAAUGGACUAAUAAAUCAUUUUGUAAUUAAUACUUGUGCUAGAACAAUUGACAUUGCUGGAACGUAUAUAGCAGUUGUUCACAUACUGUAAAGGCAAUCUCAUUCAAGGAGACAUGACUGCAGUAUUAACUAAUUUAUAUGCUCAAUUUAUUAACACAAUUGUGUUUUUACUGCAAUUUAUCUGUGUUUUUGGGAUUAUUCAGUUAUGUACAAUACCGUACCAAACUGUUGUUUGCCUUAAACUAAUGUCCAGAUUUAAGCCUGAGACCGUAUUGUUUGUCAUUCAAUAAAGGCAUUAUUUAAUAGUUGUAAAUGAUUGGUUUUCAGGAGUAAUAAGAGUAAUUUUGUUGAGUGGAUAGAAAGUGAUGGUGGAUUUUAAGGCCACUAGGGGUCGAUAGAUCGCUGUCUUUUUACUGCUGCUUGUAGAAACAGUUGGGAUAUUAGGUGCGAAGGAAACUUAAAAUGGGUUUGAAGGGGACAUGGCUAUUAUUUGAAAUGUUUAGAUGUAAUUUAUGUAUUCAUAAUUUAUAAUUUAAGUUUAAAACCAAAUAGUCUAAACUUUUAUAGUGGAAUGUCACGAUUAUGUCAGUUUCAAAAUGUACUCAAAAUUGUAUUAUUGAGAUGUAUUACAUAUAAUGAAAGAUGAUGGAUCUUGAAAGUCAAAUUGUGAAUGAGAGGGGCAGAAGACUGUAUUAACUGGUGUGUGCAUAAAUGUGUUCCUGAUCAAGCGUGACGCAAGGCUAUUAAAAAGGUUGGCCACCUUUCAGGCCACCAUCAUUCUCCAUGGAUAUGAUAAUUGGAUUCCUGAUACACUCACAGUUUCCAUAAACUAUUUCUGUAUAAGUAAUUGAAAAUCGCUCGUAGUCUAAACAAUCAAAGCACAAAUUUAACUUUGACUUGGUGGAAUGAAGAUGUAUCGUUAGCUUAAUUUCUCAAUGGGGAGCAAUGUAUUCAGAUAACAGGGAGGAAAUUGAAUUUCUUAUUUAGCAUGCUUGCUCAUGUACAGGAUGGAAUGAUUAAAAUGAGAUUGGAAUUGUGAUUAUUU
Messenger RNA from Onychostoma macrolepis, 3661 nucleotides. It is a transcript of the gene swap70b, whose product is annotated as switching B cell complex subunit SWAP70b. Gene Ontology annotation, molecular function: calcium ion binding. Gene Ontology annotation, cellular component: cytoplasm; nucleus. The transcript is spliced from 12 exons. The coding region runs from base 66 to 1895 and encodes 609 amino acids. NCBI's taxonomy places the organism in Eukaryota, Metazoa, Chordata, Actinopteri, Cypriniformes, Cyprinidae. The record is from RefSeq and is a predicted model, not a curated record.